This is a messenger RNA of Closterium sp. Yama58-4, 3419 nucleotides long. The record is from the annotation of a GenBank genome assembly. NCBI's taxonomy places the organism in Eukaryota, Viridiplantae, Streptophyta, Zygnematophyceae, Desmidiales, Closteriaceae.
AACCAGAGCUUGUGACGCUCGAGUGGGUGCGCACGAAGAUUCUGGAGGAGGACUUCCGUCGCCGCCAACUGAGGGGUGGAGACGACGGCAGCAGCGGCUACGGGAUGCAAGGGAGCCGACGUGGCAGAGGACGUGGCUUCGGUGGUGCUGGAGCGGGCGGUGCAAAGAAAGACGACGACUCCAACGACCAACAAGGAGGUACCGGUUGGGGUCGCGGUGCGAAAUCUGGACAAACCCGAUGGAUGGACCCCCAGAAUCGUCACCAGGAUGGCGGCGCGCGGAGGAACCAGAAAAACGGCGCCAACAUGGUCGCUGAUUCGUCCGACAACAACCCGAAGGGCAACGGCGGUGCGGAGAAGAAGAAGGAGCGCACCGCGGGCCAAUUCUUCCAUGUGGGAGACAAGGGGGAGCAAGGAGACGCCUCUGCCAAAGUUGGAGCAGAGCUGCACCCCCUAGACUAUUGGGUGUUGGACACAGGCGCUGCUUGGACGAUGACGCCGCGCAAGGACCUGCUGGACGAAGUACGAGCUGCACCGAUCAAUGAAGUGUGCUCCGCCUCUGGACACAUGUUGAAGGUGGCUGGUGCGGGACGAGCUGCGUUUAAGGGAGCGGAUGGCAAGCCGGUGGUGCUGCACGACGUUCUCUUCGUCCCCGACCUGAAGGCCAACCUUAUCUCCCUCCGUAAGCUUGGCAAGGCUGGGGUGAACACCAACACGGAUGGGGCACGCACUUAUAAGGGGAAGCUGGGCAAUCGGGUGCUUUGGGAUCUGCACGAGAGCAAGGACGUGUACAGAUCUAUGUGGCAGCUGCCGGCCCUGGCGUGGCAUGGUGGGGGGCAGGCUGGAGAGGGGUCUGCAUCCCAGGGGGAGUGCAAUGCCGUUGGAGGGGUUGGUGUGAAAGUGUCGGCCAGAUCUGGGGAGACAGAUUGGGCAACGGCACACCGGCGCUUAGGGCAUGUGGCAAUGCCUUUGCUGAAGCAGCUGGAGAAGGAUGGAGCCGUUAAGGGUCUGAAGCUGAACGGACAGCCACCUGAUGACAACUGUGAAAUCUGUUUGCUUUCAAAGUUCACCCGUUUCCCUUUCCAUAGUGUGGCUGGCAGGAGCAAGAAGCCUUUGGAGCUGGUCCACAUGGACUUGGUGGGGCCGCUGCCGGUGCAAGGGCACAAGGGGGAGCGGUAUUUUCUUACAAUUGUGGAUGACUGGAGCAGGCUGAUGUGGGCGUAUCCGCUGAAGCAGAAGGACCACGCCGCCUCCACGAUACGGGACGAUUGGCUGCCAUUCGUGGAGAAGCAGGCGAAGUGUGUAGUGAAGCGGAUUAGGACAGACCGGGGUGGUGAGUUCCUUGGAGCUGAAAUGACGGCCUGGCUCAAGAAGCAGGGCAUCCAGAGAGAGCUGACCACGGCUUAUACCCCACAGUCCAAUGGUGUAGCAGAACGGGCAAACCGGACCAUUCUGGAGACAGCUAGGGCGCUGCUCAUAGAAUCUGGGCUGAGCAAUUCUAUGUGGCCUCAUGCUGUCCGGCACGCCACUGUCGCUAGGAACAGGGUGCUCACCAAGGUUGGGGAUGACUCGUGGGUGCCGUUGGAGAGGUGGCUUGGGAGGAAGCCGCUGGUGGACAUGCUGAGGGUGUUCGGUUGCAUGGCAGUCGCCCACGUCCCCAAGACCUACCGCAGUAAGUUGGGGGCGAGUGCAAUCUGGUGUGUGCAUUUGGGGCUGGCUGCUGAGAGCAAGGGAUGGCUGCUGUGGGAACCAUCCAAGGGUGUGUUGUUUGACAGCAGGGAUGUGAAAUUCAUUGAGGGCAUGAUGUAUGGGAGCUGGGAGAAACAGCCGGAGGCAAGGGUGUCCCAGCAGAUGGAGCAGAUCACCAUGCAGCUGGACCUGACUCCUAGUGUGUGGGAGGAGGGAGAGGAGGCAGCUGCUGGAAAUGGUGAUGGAGAGAAGGUACAGGAGGCAUCUGCUGGUGGAGAAAAUGGUGUGGAAACUGGCGGCAGCACUAGUGGAGCUGCUGGACCCGAGGGAGGAGAGAAGCAGCAGGGAAAAACUAAGAAGCCGAAGGGUGUCGUUAUGAAGGGAUGGGAGACACCCAGCGAGCUAGGGACCGAAGAGGCAUUGCUGAUUCUACCUCAUGGCUAUGACCCGGAUGAGGAGGAUGAGCCUGCGUACUGUUUUCUUGCCCCUGCACCAGAGGAACCAGCUAGCAUGGAGGAGGCAUUAGCUGGACCAGAUAGGGACAAGUGGCUGGCUUCUAGGGAUGCUGAGUACCAGAGUCUGCUGGAGAAUAGGACAUGGGAUCUGGUGGUGCUGCCUGAUGGGAAGAAAGCGAUACAAUGCAAGUGGGUGCUGAGGAUCAAGACCGAUGACAAGGGGCAGGUCACCAUCUACAAGAGUAGGCUGGUGGCGAAGGGGUUUAUGCAGAAGGAGAAGCAGGACUUCAACGAGAUCUUUGCUCCCACUGCCAAACCCCCUACCUUCCGUGUCUUGUUGGCAGAUGCAGCUGUUAGUGGGAAAUUCAUCAUUCAGAUGGAUAUUUCAACGGCAUUCCUGAAUGGGAUUUUAGAGGAGGAUGUGUACAUGACGCAGCCGCCUGGGUAUGAGGAUGGUACGGGCAGGGUGUGCAAGCUCAACAAGUCCAUCUACGGCUUGAAGCAGGCGCCACGCUGCUGGUACCAGAAGUUGGCAGCUGUUUUAGAGGAGAUGGGAUUCAGGACCAGCAGCUGUGAUGAGAGCCUCUUUCUCAAGGGCGAGGGGGAGAAGCUGGUGCUGUUUCUGGUCUAUGUGGACGACAUUCUUCUCUUCAGCAGCAGCAUGAAGGAGAUCCAGAAAGUGCAGCAGCAACUGAUGGAGAACUUCAAGUGCAAGAACCUUGGGGAGGUAAAGUACUACCUCGGGAUGCACGUGGAGAGGGAUCCAGAUCACAGGUGGUUGAAGCUGCACCAGGAGAAGUUCAUCAAGGAGCUGGGGGAGAAGUAUGGGAUUGAGAAUGAGCGCAAGGUUGCAACUCCCCUGCCAGCAGAAUUCAAGCUUGUGAAGGCUGCAGAGGAUGAAGGGGUUGAAGCUGAAGAGCAGCAGCAAUUUCAGUCCUUGGUGGGCAGCCUCUUGUACGCAGCAGUUCACACGAGGCCCGACAUCUCUUUCUCGGUUGGGCAGCUGGCUAGGGUGGUGCAGAAUCCAUCAGAGGAGCAGGUGGAUGCAGCUGAGCGUGUGGUGAAGUACCUGAACUCUCACCCAAGCAUUGGAGUUCAAUACUCCGCAUCUGCACAGGUGAAGCAGAAAGGGGUGGAGGUGCUGAAAGAGAAGGGGGAGAGGCUUGGAGAAGGCAAGCUAUUUCUCACUUGCUUUACCGAUGCUACAUGGGCUUCUGAGAAGGAGGAUUCCUCAUCUGUGGGAGGAUACAUCUGCGUAGCGGGGAGGACCUGUUAG